Molecule: messenger RNA, 3000 nt
Organism: Cricetulus griseus (Chinese hamster)
Lineage: Eukaryota; Metazoa; Chordata; Mammalia; Rodentia; Cricetidae
Source: RefSeq, a predicted model, not a curated record
AUGAUGGGUGACAAUAGACCCUCGGACCACCUCAGACCCAUGGAAUUUCUCAACAUUCACCUGGAAGACAAUCUACAGCCCCGCCCAGGGACACAUCCAAAUAAAAUACAUGGCCAUCCAGGCCCUUCUGAGCCUAGCCAGGAACACUCCUGGCCCUUUGACCCCCCGGAAUCCACCAGGACUGAUGCUCAUCAUGGUAGUUCUGGUGUGGAGACCACUCGCCUGGGAAGCUGCCCUUUUGAGGGGGAGGCCAGACAGACUCCAGCAUCACUGUGCUCAGGGGGGGACAACCGCUCUUUGGGGAGUCCACAGCAGCAGAACCCGAGCUCAUCCACACAGGUGGUAUUCUGGGCUGGCAUCCUGCAGGCCCAGAUGUGUGUCCUGGACCUGGAGGAGGAGCUGGAGAAAACCGAGGGACUCAAGGCAGAACUGAGGUGCUGCAUCCCCCCACCCACCAAGGAUUUCCUUAGUGAUGUGGGCCUGAGCCCCAGCCUGCACAAGGAGGAUGAAGACCCUGGAGAUGACAGCAGUGAGCCUGAAGAGGAAAACCAGGCCUGGCCAAGGGAGCAAAUGCCAGGUUCCUCCCCCGAAUGGGGUGCUGAGGAGGACAGCAUCUUCUUUGACAAUCCCCUCUUCCUGGAGAGCCCUGUCUCAGACACCAGUACUGAAGGAGAAUGCUUUUCCUGGGGUUAUCCAGAUUCCCACCCAGAUAUGAAGCCUCAUAGCCCUCAAGCCCUGCAUUCUUCACUCCAAGAAGACACAGGGCUCUCGGGGCCAGGAAGUGAGCUGGACUUGGGGAGCAGCACUGCUGAUCACAGUGGGUGUGCCACCCCGCCAUUCCCUGUGCCUUCCUAUAAGCUGCACCCCUGCUUGGCCUUAGAGUCCAUUGAAGGGGUUCCCAUAGUACCGCCUGAUCAGGAGGGUGAGACUUCUCCGGAAGAUGAUCAUAGCUCUGGCUCACCUAAGGCGCCCUCUGUGGAUCAUGAAUUCAUCCAGGAAUCAGAUAACUUUGGAUUUGACCUUAGUCCUGCCACCACACAUCCUGUGCAGCCUUGGGGCUCACAGACACCACAGAGCCUCUUGGAUCUGGCUCCACCCAGAUCCAAGGAUCUGCAGACAGAAGAUCCUUCCCGGCCCCAGGAGCCUCUUACCUCCCAGAAUGGAGGUGAGAAGGAUGCUGGCUGCUUCCAGGAGCCUGUGCCCUGCACCUUGGCCCCCUGCGGGAGCCAAACCUCUUCACUGGAGCCCAGCAGGCCCAGCCCAGUGUCUUCGCAGAAAGGCAGUCCACAAAUCGAGCUCCACAGCCCCAAGUGGCCACAAGAUGCUUCAUACCCUUUGCUCCCGGAGAAGGAUGAAUCAAAGUUAAGUUCCCUGAAGAUAGAGGAGACAGAGGAAGCCCCAAACCUAAGGCAGGAGGCAGAAUGUGAAGAUCCAGCCAGGACUGAGGGAGAUUCAGCUGCCAGAUACCAUGUUCGCUUGACUUCUGCUGAAGGGCUUCCUGGGAGCCCCAAGGCCCAAGCUCAAUUUCCAGAGGAAGGCUGGAGGCCAUCAUCUAGAGACAAGUUGGCUAAUAACAACAGAAAUGACAAGGGGGCCUGGGACCUAGCCUUGCGUCUCUAUCACCUGGAUGGUUUCCGGAAGUCUGAAGUGGCCUCCCACCUACGCAAGAACAAUGACUUCAGCAGGGCUGUGGCUGAGGCAUACUUGUCCUUCUUCCAUUUCGAAGGCCAGAGCCUGGACCGAGCCCUCCGGGGGUUUCUCCAGGCCCUGGUGCUCAGUGGAGAGACUCAGGAACGGGAACGAAUUCUCUACCAGUUUUCCAAACGCUUCCAUUACUGCAAUCCUGGGGCCUUCCCCUCAGUAGAUUCUAUACACACUUUGACUUGUGCCAUCAUGCUUCUUAACACAGACCUGCAUGGACAGAACAUUGGAAAGAGCAUGAGCUGCCAGGAAUUCAUAACCAACCUGAAUGGGCUGCAGGAUGGCAGGAACUUCCCCAAGGAGCUGCUGAAGGCCCUCUACUGGUCCAUCCGAAGUGAGAAACUUGAGUGGGCUGUAGAUGAAGAGGAUGCAGCCAGACCUGAGAAGGACCAGCCCUCUCCUUCAGCUGGCAAGAUAAGCAGCCCCUUCCUCCAGAUGGCUCAGGACCCCACAGUGCCCACCUAUAAGCAGGGCAUCCUGGCUCGGAAGAUGCAUCACGAUGCUGAUGGCAAGAAGACGCCAUGGGGCAAGCGAGGCUGGAAGAUGUUUCACACCUUACUGAGAGGGAUGGUUCUCUACUUUCUGAAGGGAGAGGACCCCUGGCUGGAUGGGCAGAGUCUGGUGGGAAAUCUGGUGGAUGAGCCCGUGGGAGUGCACCACUCGCUAGCCAGCCCAGCCACCCACUAUACCAAGAGGCCAUACGUCUUCCAGCUUCGGACUGCAGACUGGCGUCUCUACCUCUUCCAGGCUCCCACAGCCAAAGAAAUGGCUUCCUGGAUUGCACGCAUCAACCUGGCGGCCGCCACACACUCAGCACCCCCCUUUCCAGCAGCAGUGGGCUCCCAGCGUAGAUUCGUGAGGCCCAUCCUGCCCAUGAGCCCGGCCCAGAGUUCCCUGGAGGAGCAGCAUCGAUCGCACGAGAACUGCCUGGAUGCUGCCUCCGAUGACCUGUUGGAUUUGCAGAGGAACCUGCCCGAACGACGGGGCCGCAGCCGCGAGCUGGAGGAGUACCGCUUGCGGAAAGAGUAUCUGGAGCACGAGAAAACUCGAUACGAGACAUAUGUGCAGCUGCUGGUGUCCCGCCUACACUUUCCUCUGGGGGACCUGGCUCUGUGGGAAGAUCAGCUUGGGAGGGAAGCUGAAGGCACUCCAGAGCUGAAGCCCAGCCUGAAGAAGUCCCACUCAAGCCCAUCCCUGCACCAGGAGGAGGCCCCCACCACAGCCAAGGUGAAACGCAACAUCUCAGAGCGCAGAACAUACCGGAAGAUCAUCCCCAAGAGGAACCGAAAUCAGUUGUGA